Caenorhabditis bovis is the source of this 1470-nucleotide messenger RNA. The record is from the annotation of a GenBank genome assembly. Lineage: Eukaryota; Metazoa; Nematoda; Chromadorea; Rhabditida; Rhabditidae.
AUGGCUGAGGAUUCUAACGCAACCCUAGCGGAUAUCGAACGCCAGUUCUUGGAAGCCGCUCAAAAAGAUGGAUUGGAGAGUAUCAAGGAAGACGUGCAAAACGGAGAUCAUGAAAACGAGAAAGAUGAGAGAGAACGUGAAAAAGAGAAAGAUCGGGAUCGCGAGAAUCGACGCGACGAUGAUCGUGAUGAAGAUCGUAAGCGUCGCAAGAGAAGCCGGAGCCGCGAUCGGGAACGUGAACGCGAUCGAGAUCGCAAGCGUUCUCGCUCUAGAUCCCGUGAUCGUCGUUCUCGUGACAAGUCUCGUGAAAGAUCUCGUCGUGAUCGUUCUCGCGAUCGCAGAGAUGAUCGUAGACGCGACGAAAAGCCAAGAGAGCCGAAAAAAUAUCGAUUCUGGGAUGUUCCCCCAGUCGGUUUCGAGAACACAACUCCAGCUGAGUAUAAAGCAAUGCAGGCUUCUGGGCAGGUUCCUAGAGGUAAUAUGCAGUCAGCUGUGCCUGUUGUUGGACCAUCUGUGACUUGUCAGUCACGUCGUCUCUAUGUCGGAAACAUUCCAUUCGGUUGUAACGAAGAAGCUAUGCUUGAUUUCUUCAACCAACAAAUGCAUUUGUGCGGAUUGGCCCAGGCUCCUGGAAAUCCAGUGUUGCUUUGCCAGAUCAACUUAGAUAAAAACUUCGCAUUCAUAGAGUUCCGCUCAAUUGAUGAGACUACGGCUGGAAUGGCUUUUGAUGGCAUCAAUUUUAUGGGGCAGCAGCUCAAAGUUCGUCGUCCGCGUGAUUACCAGCCAUCACAGUCGACGUUCGACAUGACCGCACGUAUGCCAGUUUCUUCGAUUGUCGUCGACUCGCCAAACAAGAUUUUCAUUGGUGGACUUCCAAACUAUUUGACGGAGGAUCAGGUGAAAGAAUUGCUGUGCUCGUUCGGACCGCUUAAAGCAUUCUCGUUGUCGGUGGAUUCGCAAGGUCAGAGUAAGGGCUACGCAUUUGCCGAAUAUCUCGACCCAACCCUUACCGAUCAGGCUAUCGCUGGUUUGAAUGGAAUGCAACUUGGUGAUAAACAGCUUGUCGUGCAAUUGGCAUGCGCCAACCAGCAACGACACAAUAUCAACAUGCCAAAUUCGGCCACAGCGAUUGCUGGAAUUGAUCUUUCGCAAGGAGCUGGCCAACCUACUGAGGUUUUGUGUCUUAUGAACAUGGUUGUUGAAGACGAACUCAAAAAUGACGAGGAAUACGAAGAUAUUCUUGAAGAUAUUCGUGAUGAAUGUUCCAAAUAUGGAAUUGUGCGAUCUCUUGAGAUUCCACGUCCUUAUGAAGGCUACGUGGUUCCAGGAGUCGGAAAGGUUUUUGUUGAAUUUGGAUCGACAGCUGAUUGCCAAAAGGCACAAGCUGCGCUGACUGGUCGCAAAUUCGCUAACCGAACCGUCGUCACAUCUUACUUUGACGUUGAAAAAUAUCACAAUCGUCAAUUUUAA